GGCCCUGUACAGCGCUUACUGUUUAACAAUCAGGGGGAUGCAAGAUUGAUGUGUCGUUGGACAGUGAUUUCAACAAAGGAACUUCUGUCAGUAAUUUGAUUUCAAAAGAAUUAAUACUUAACACUGAAGAACACCUCUGUCAAAGGACAACGAUCUGCUUAUUACUUAAUGGCCUGCAAUGAUAUAGAACAAGCAAGUAUGAAACAUUUAACCAUGGCCAGCAAUAUUGAAUCAUUUGGAAAAAAGGCUCAGAAGGAAAACAUGAGUGACAUGAAGAUGCAUAACUUUACAGAAUGUUGUCGUAUGUGGAUGUGCGCUCACUGCAGUAAGAGCUUCGCCUCGUCACGCGCCCUUAAGAUUCACGAAGUCAAGCAGCAUGAAAACGCCACUCGCCACGUUCUCAAAUGCGGCACGUGCCACGAGGAAUUCGAGCACGCGAACCUCCUCCACAUUCACAUGCGAGUUCAUCACAAUGUAAAGGUGCGCUGUCCGAGGUGCAAAGACAUAUUUGAGCACCCCAAUGUUUUGAAACUUCACAUUAGAGCGCACCACUCUGAACCGGUUUGUGUGGCUUGCGGUCUGAAAUUCGACCACGACAAACUAUUGCGCUUACAUAUGGAGCAUUACCACAAGGUCGAGAGCAAAGGAACAAAGUUGGCUGUGAGUUCACCUCAUCAACAGAUUGGUGAAGAAAUGAAAACUGAGGAUGAGGAUAUGGAAUUGAAAAAUACUGCAGUGGAGGCUGAACACACCGUUGUAAAGACUGAACACGAUCAGAAUAAUGGCUUCUUCGCUAAUGAAUGGGAGGAUGAGGACCAGAGCCUGGAGAGCGAUGGUGAAGCAACGUCACGCGGUACAAGUGAUAUAAAGGAAGACGGUAAUACAGAGGGUGAUACACGAGACAGCGACACUGAAAAGGCAAUGGAAAGCGAGGAAAGAAAAACUAAAACCUCAGUUUCACAACAAAAAUUACAACCUGAGCUUCAACAGAAAACACCACCAUCUUCUCCCGAAAAGCAAACAGCUUCACCACCCGUGAAAGACAUGGUGAAUGGAUUGUGUACUUCAGCCGUUGAUUAUCAUCAGACGCCCUAUCAACCGCGGCGGUCGUCGGUCAUCGUUACAACCAGGAGCUUCUCUGGCAUUCCACUACCUUUUACAUUUCCACGAGAAAAUUUAAAGCGAAAAGUAGAAGAUCUUGAAGAUGCCCCCUGUACCGGCUCGCCCGAUUUGGAUGAUAGUCCCGAAGGAAGCCCGGAAUCACCCGCUGGGUCUUAUUCGUCCACGCUGUCUGGGGAUGAGAGCGGUGACUCUGAGUCAAGUAUUCAAAGAGCUGACUCAACAAAGCGCCCGACGCUACGUUGUAAUCGGUGCCAAGAGGAAUUUUCCACAAAAAUGGAGUACUUGCAUCAUUUGAUCUCCCAUCAAAAAGGAGACAGCGACAAAACGAGUACAGAAAAUCAUGUGGUUGAUAAGCUAAAAUCCAGCUUGCUUAUUAAAAUGGAGGCGAGGAAAAGAGACAAUGUCCAAGAUGAUAAGGAAUUCGUCAGUCUCCGACAAGAUGAAGAUUUGACGGACGAUAAGGCUGUCUCCGAAGCUAAUCGAACAAGUCCGUCUCAUCAGGAAGAUCAUGCUCGUGAUGUGAGCGUUCCCUGUACGAUGUGUAGCGAGACAUUCCCCGACUCGCGAGAGCUUAGAACUCAUUUGAACACUUGUCAUAAGAAACCUCACUGCAACGAGUGUGGACUGUACUUUGAACAUAAGAAUUUGUUAAAGAUUCACAUGAACUCCUACCACAGUUCGUUAGACUUGCUACAAUGCUACUACUGUGGAAAAUCGUUCGACAACCGCCCGGAAUUCGUCAGCCAUGUAACAUCACACGAAACCUCACUCGAAAAUUCCAAAGACAGACGAAGGAAACCGAAUAGUCUCCGACGAAUUCCGAGUGGCGUGACUACUGAAGAAACUGCCAAUGAAGACUGCUCGAAGAAAGAAAAUCAUUCAGAAUCUGACUGUGGGCGUAAUAGUGAAGUUUCGAAGGACAAAUGUCAGACAAAACAGCAAGGAGAUGUUUCCUCUUACGAUGACUCGAUGAAAAGUGGUGUGGAUGAUUUGCGUUUGUACGCUGAGCAACGGUUUCCCACAACUUUAGGCCCGUUUCGCCAUCACAAAAAGGAAACUAGUUCCUCGACAGAUUCGUAUGAAGACGAGAAGCCUUUCUUAGUGGGUCCAGAGGCGAAAACAAGGAUCUUCCUUCCGAAAUCCCGCGAGACAAUGAAACGAGAUGAAAAUUUACGUGAUCAACGACGUGUUCCAGAAGAAUUACAAGCCUUCUCGUCAGCUGCAAAACUAAACCACGAUGCAGUGGACAGGAUGCCCAAAACAGACGCUCUAAACAAUCGGUUUUCCGCAUUCUCCACGUUUGAAAGGACCAACAGAGCUUACGACCUCACCAAAAAUAUAUUCCUGGGGCUAAGUAGGGGAAAGAGAGAAGGCCUGCCGAUUGGGGCUCCCCCACCACUUAUCCCUGUGGUGUAUCCGAAAUUCACGUCAAAUUUCUCUCAGCAGUCAGAAUCGGGAUAUAGAAAGGUUCACCAACCCCUUUCCCGUACAGCAUCAGCUAAUUCAGCCCUUCUACCGCCAGAAAUGAGUUUAAGAAGACUUCACCCGCCCCUUUCACGUACAGCGUCAAAUAAUACAGCCCUCCUACCAUCAGAAGUAAGUUUGAGAAGAGUUCACCCGCCCCUUUCUCGUACAGCAUCAGCUAAUUCAGCCCUUCUACAAUCAGACGUAAGCGCAAGGCGGGGUCAUCCGCCCGUCACUCGUACAGCGUCACUUAAUUCAGCCCUCCAGCAUCCAGGUGUGAAAUUCAGGAGAGCUCAUCAGCCUGUUACACGUACAGUGUCUGCUAAUUCAGCCUUCGGAUAUCACCGGACACCUUUCCCUGCCUUGACGCCUAAAGUCAAACUGGAAGAAAGAACAGCUCCUCUAGGCCCAUUACAAGACGGCGCUCAAGACCAUCGCGAGCUUCCAACUCGCGAGAGCAUCAACAACAUUACCAAAGAGGCGCUGCUUCAUUCCCUGUCUCUCAAAAGAAGGGCCAGUGCGCCUGAACUCGGAACUCAACUGACACCACAGGAGCACCAGCAGUUGAUGUCAGAGACACCAAAAAUUUCAAAUCUUGCAAAGAAAAGUCCUCCAAGAGCUGAAAAUGCAGAUCAUCCCGUCACUUCCCCAGGGCGCUCCCGCCAGCUUAAUGAAGCGUAUCGACCAAGGCGAAGACAUCCACGUGACUUCUCGUGCCACCACUGUGGCAUUUACUUCGGCCACAAGAAACUGCUCAAGAUUCAUCUAGACUGCUAUCAUGGUUCAUCCCAGGAGCUCCAGUGUCUCCGCUGUGAAAAGAAUUUCUCCAGUCGCUCAGAGUUCCUGGAACACUUGAUGUCUCACGAAGGAGGAGACGAGCUGCUGGCGAUACAGAGAAAACGUCUUAAGUUAACCGCCCGUAACAGCGUGCCGCUUACCUCCCACGAGGGUGAGACGGUAAUUCGGCGUGAGCUGAAUGUAACUUUAGCUGUGCAAGACACUGCUUCAACCGAGGAAACAACCCGACUGGUUGACCCCAACGGAAGGGAUAUCCGAGGGGAAUUUCGCCAUUCCCUCCCGGAAGAAUUAACGAAGAAGUUACCUCGUGAAACCUCCCUUCAGCAAGACAAGCUAAGCAACGACCUGAAACAUCAAGGCAGCUUAUCCAAUGAUAAGCCCAAUGGUGAGAGAAGUGAGGAACACGAUGGUACAAAUUUCUGCUUCGUGUGCGGCCAGUCGUUUAGUAAUGGCAAGAAACUCGAGCAUCAUAUCUCCUCGCACGCCGUGGUUGACAAAGAAGGUCGCUACUGCUGCUCAUUGUGCAGUAAAACGUUUGAUCAUCACCGAAAACUAGAAAUCCACACUCGGAGCCAUACAGGUUUUAAGCCUCACAAAUGCGAGCUGUGUGGUCGGUGUUUUCCUUAUUACAGCUCAUAUUACUACCACAAGAUGACGCACACUGAGGACCGACCGCACAAGUGUGGAGUAUGUGGCAAAGGAUUCAUUCAGACGAGAUAUCUGCGCUCUCACAUGAAGACGCACAAAGACCAGAAUGGAUGGGCAAGUGACGAGGAGUUGAACGAUGAAAAACCCGAGAAAAUGGAGACAAGCGAAAAAGGAGAUACGACGAAAUCUCCGUUGAACGAGAUAGAAACAAAGAUGGAGACCGAACCUGUCGAUCAACCGAUUGUUUCACCUCACAGAGAGUUAGAAGAGCAUGAUACAGCGAGAAUUUUGUGUAGUUUUAAACAAAGUGGUAGAGUUGGAUCAAGAGAGCAAAGCUCACCGAAACAAUCCGACACUAAAUCAGAAAUGCGCAGCGAAACAAGGUCGAACGAGUCCUCAGAAGUUGGAGGAUUUCCGAGUACAGAUCGAUCGCUUGAACUCGAUAGUGUUCCAAAGAUCAAUGGAAUACUAGAAGAGAACAAUUCUCCGCAAAAAACAGAUGAUAAUUACGUAAGAGAAAAUGACACUGCGACAGAGGUGAAGAAAGGAACGCCCCCAGACACAUCUGAAGAGUCUGCCCCAAAGACUAAAAGAAAGAAAUAUCUUUGUAAACACUGUCACAAAAACUUUAGCUCCUACAGCAGCCUUCACGUUCACGUCCGCAUACACACCGGUCAGCGGCCUUACUCCUGCAGUCACUGCUUCAAAAAGUUCACGCACUCAAGCGGUUUGAAGCGUCACGUGAGAUGUCACACCGGUGAGAAACCGUACCCAUGUCCGGCAUGCCCCUCGGCUUUUGCUGACCGCGGUGCAUUGAAGUCGCACAUCAGAACACACACAGGAGAGAGACCUUUCGUGUGUGAUUUGUGUAACAAGACCUUUACUCAACCCAGUUCUCUUCGUGUUCAUAAAAAGACUGUACAUGCGCACGAGUUUUUUGACUGAAAAGACUGCAAAAUGAGCAACUUUACUAUUGCUAGAUUUUCUUUAUGUUUAGAACUUUGAGAGUUAAGAACCUCAUUUAAACUUUCUAUUUUCUUGUGUGUCGUGUAAUUCUGACGAGCAGUGAAACUUAGGGUUUUUUUUUUGAUGCUGUGAAACGCGUAACAUUUUGGAUGGAGAAUUAGAACUAUUUAAUUCUGACAAAAAUGGUGUGCUCUAUUAGUUUUUGGAGGUUAGCUUGUCUCGCUUGUUUCAAGGAGCUUAGACUACGAGCAGUCCCUCCUUUUCGGCGAAGUCCGUUGCGCAAGUCAAAACAUGAAAUUAAGGGAAAAAAUGAUGCGAGCGCGCAGCGCGGUACUCUGUGAGGAGGCUACUUUUCAUGCGGCUCACUACCAGAGUUCCGCGCGGUGCGCUAACGUUGAUGUUCUUUUUUUCAUCUUUUUUUUUUUUUUACGAAUCGUGGGACCGACUUCGCCAGAAAGGAAGUACUGCGCUUAGUGCACUUGGAAAGAAAGAGUGUCAUCAGUUGUCAAAGCUUCCUCUUUGGGACUCGUACCUUUGUUUUCUCGUUUUCGAGCUUCUAAUGUUCAGUCUGUUACACACUGAGAUCCUUGGAAGUGUUCUGGAACACUUUCACCAUGAUUUUCUUGAGGGUGGUCAUGUAGACCAAUGCAACUUCUCGUAGUCAAAUGUGUGCAACAUACCGAGAGUAUCGCCAAGGUCGAGAGUUCGCCGGAGUACGUGUGAAAAUUUUUUUUUUUUUUUUUUUUACUCAUGACAUGUCUGUGAAUAUCUGUCUUCUAAAACGUCGUUCUUGUUGUCACUCGACUAAGGAUUUUUACCAAAAGGUUAUCAUGCCAUUUUUGCACUUCAGUUCCAAAAAUAAAUCUUUAAAUUGUGAUGAUGGCGGCUUACUUCCAGACGCCUAUUUUCACCUCGUCAGAAAAAAGGCAGCUAAUUAGUGAUCGUAUAAAAGGACCUCUUGUUGCAACGUUUAGAUCACCUUUUAUGAAGGCACUAGACGGGAGUGUCGAAACUUUGGGUCUACGAAUUGUAACUUCUUUGGUUACAUUCAUUAAAUCUUUAAACCAGAGUAGCAUCAAA
Molecule: messenger RNA, 6078 nt
Organism: Pocillopora damicornis (cauliflower coral)
Lineage: Eukaryota; Metazoa; Cnidaria; Anthozoa; Scleractinia; Pocilloporidae
Biological process (GO): regulation of gene expression
Cellular component (GO): nucleus
Source: RefSeq, a predicted model, not a curated record